Molecule: messenger RNA, 1567 nt
Organism: Carassius auratus (goldfish)
Lineage: Eukaryota; Metazoa; Chordata; Actinopteri; Cypriniformes; Cyprinidae
Product: histone-lysine N-methyltransferase SUV39H1-A
Exons: 6
Coding region: 91-1326 (411 amino acids)
Cellular component (GO): nucleus
Molecular function (GO): histone H3K9 methyltransferase activity; zinc ion binding; protein binding
Source: RefSeq, a predicted model, not a curated record
AGCUCGACCAAUCAUCAACGCGAAUGCCGUAAAGCGUUUUUCCGGCAUUGGGAAUCCACCCUGAAUCCACCCAGCCUGCUCGAGGCGACCAUGGCGCAAGAUUUGAAAGAUUGCAGGGUGUCUUGCAAACUUUCAUGGGAGGACCUCCAGUCUUUGUGCCGCAGAAAAAGACUUGUUUGCAAACAGCUGAGUGUGACAAAGAACAACUUUAAUGACUAUGAAGUGGAGUAUCUGUGUAACUACAAAAAACACAAGGGUCGAGAGUUCUUCCUGGUCAAGUGGAAAGGCUACACGGAGUCAGAAAACACAUGGGAGCCUCUCAAAAAUCUUAAAUGCUCCAAACUCUUACACCAAUUCCGACAAGACAUGAAGACGGCUCUGCUUCAGGCCAACGAACCGCUUGAUUCAGAGUCUUUAAAUGCCCCUAUUGUCUCCUUCCUUCUCCAAAGGGCCAAGCAACGUAAGAAGCUUCAGAACUGGGAAUACCUCAUGAACCAGACCUGCAAGCAGAAAGGCCACAUAUUCGUCUGCAAUGAGGUUGACCUGGACGGGCCUCCAAAGAACUUCACCUACAUUAAUGAGAAUAAGUUAGGGAAAGGAGUGAAUGUGAAUCCAGUGGUAGUGGGCUGUGAGUGUGAUGAUUGCUUCUCUCAGCCGGUUGAUGGCUGCUGUCCAGGGCUGCUGAAGCAUCGGAAGGCAUAUAAUGGCAGCAGACAGGUGAAAGUGAUGCCCGGCGUGCCGAUCUACGAGUGUAACUCCAAGUGCAGAUGUGGGCCAGACUGUGUGAACAGGGUUGUGCAAAAAGGUAUUCAGUAUGAUCUAUGCAUCUUUAAAACGGCCAAUGGCAGAGGUUGGGGAGUGCGGGCGCUGCAGAGGAUUUACAAAAACAGCUUUGUUAUGGAGUAUCUUGGAGAGAUCAUCUCGACAGAGGAAGCAGAGAGGAGAGGAGUGGUGUACGAUAAGCUGGGCGUCACCUACCUGUUUGAUCUGGACUAUGUGGAUGACGUCUACACCAUCGACGCGGCUCAUUAUGGAAACAUUUCUCACUUCGUCAACCACAGCUGCGAUCCAAACCUGCAGGUGUAUAAUGUUUUUAUUGACAACUUGGAUGAGCGCCUUCCCAGAAUUGCAUUCUUUGCCAAACGAGGGAUCAAAGCAGGAGAAGAGCUCACCUUUGACUACAAGAUGACUGUUGAGCCAAUAAAUGAAGAGAGUUCCAAAAUGGACACAGAAUUCAGUUGGGCUGGAAUUAAAGGAUCACCCAUCAAACGAAUCCAUGUGGAGUGCAAGUGUGGAGUAAAGAACUGCCGCAAAUAUCUGUUUUAAUUCAGCUCACACACAAUCAUGUGUACCAUCACAGGCAUCAAAACACAUGUGAAGAUCAUAUUUCAUCAAAUUAUUAUUUUUUUUCGUAUAAGUUUAUUUAUUACUUUACAUGUGUGUGUGUGUAAAUACACACACACUUUAUAUAGUUUUAAAUUUUUUAUGUGUGAUGCUUGGUGGCAUUUAUUAAUUCCGUUAAUUAAUUCAAUCCAUUUUCAGCACUUUUUUUAAUAAAAUAACUUUU